Molecule: messenger RNA, 1986 nt
Organism: Vidua chalybeata
Lineage: Eukaryota; Metazoa; Chordata; Aves; Passeriformes; Viduidae
Gene: WDR45
Product: WD repeat domain 45
Exons: 10
Coding region: 411-1919 (502 amino acids)
Biological process (GO): protein localization to phagophore assembly site; autophagy of mitochondrion; nucleophagy
Cellular component (GO): phagophore assembly site membrane; extrinsic component of membrane; cytosol
Molecular function (GO): protein binding; phosphatidylinositol-3,5-bisphosphate binding; phosphatidylinositol-3-phosphate binding
Source: RefSeq, a predicted model, not a curated record
GAUGGGCAACGAUGGGCAUGAAACGGGCAACAACGGUGUGAGACGGGCAAGCACGGGGGUGAAACGGGCAACUGCGGGCCUGAGACGGGCAACCAUGGGGGUGAGAUGGGCAAUAAAGGUGUGAGACGGGCAGUAAAGGUGUGAGAUGGGCAACGAUGGGCAUGAAAUGGGCAAUAAAGGUAAAAUGGGCAACGAUGGGCAUGAAACGGGCAACGACGGUGUGAGACGGGCAAGCACGGGAGUGAAAGGGGCAAUAAAGGUGUGAGAUGGGCAAUAAAGGUGUGAGAUGGGCAACGAUGGGCAUGAAAUGGGCAAUAAAGGUGUGAAAUGGGCAAGCACGGGUGUAAAACGGGCAAUAACGCGUGUGAGACGGGCAAUGAUGAGCAUGAAAUGGGCAAUAAAGGUGUGAGAUGGGCAAUAAAGGGCCCCCCAAACCCCCCAGGACCCCCAAAACCCCUCAGGACCCCCAAAUUCCCCCGCCCCCCCCCGGUGCCGGCCCCGAGGCGCUCUGCCCGCUUCCAACAUGGCGGCCGGUGGUUGCUAUGGCAACGCCUCACGCCGCUGCCAGUGUCCAACAUGGCGCGUUGCCGGGCAACGGCCCCGCCCUCCGUCCUCCGCCAAUCAGCGCGCGCGGCCGCCGGGAGCGAGCCUUCAUUGGGCGGCGGCGCCGCUCACGCGACCGGAAGUCCGCUCUGGCCGGGCGCUGUGAGGCGUCUCGGUGGUCCGAGCGCCCCGCGGGGUUUUCAGGGGAUUUUUGGGGCUUUUGGGGGGUCCCGAAGGGUUUUGGGGUCCCUUCGCUUCCCCCCCUUUCUGCUGCCCCCGAAGCGGCGCCGCCGCCGCCGGCGCGCUCCGCCAUGGCGCAGGCCCGGGGGGUGAACAGCCUGCGCUUCAACCAGGACCAGAGCUGUUUCUGCGUGGCGAUGGACUCGGGGGUGCGGAUCUUCAACGUGGAGCCGCUCAUGGAGAAAGGACACCUGGACGCCGAGCAGGUGGGCAGCGUGGGGCUGGUGGAGAUGCUGCACCGCUCCAACCUGCUGGCCAUCGUGGGCGGCGGCAGCCACCCCAAGUUCCCCGACGCCUCAGUGCUGAUCUGGGACGAUGCCCGGGAGGGGAAGGACAAACUGGUGCUGGAGUUCAGCUUCCCCAAACCUGUGCUGGCCGUGCGCAUGCGGCACGACAGGCUGGUGGUGGCGCUGCAGAGCCGCCUGUACGUGUUCUCCUUCCCCCACCGGCCCACCAAGCUCUUCGAGUUCGACACCCGCGACAACCCCAAAGGGAUCGUGGAUCUCUGUCCCAGUUUGGAACGGGCCUUACUGGUGUUCCCGGGGCACAAGUGCGGCAGCCUGCAGCUGGUGGACCUGGGCGCGGCGCAGCCCGGCUCCUCCUCGGCGCCGGUGGCCAUCAGCGCGCACCAGAGCGAGGUGGGCUGCGCGGCGCUGAGCGCGCCCGGCUCCCUGCUGGCCUCGGCCUCGCGCCGCGGGACCCUCAUCCGCCUCUUCUGCACCCAGAGCCGCGCGCGCCUGCUGGAGCUGCGCCGCGGCACCGACCCCGCCACGCUCUACUGCCUGGCCUUCAGCCCCGACUGCUCCUUCCUGUGCGCGGCCAGCGACAAAGGCACCGGGCACAUCUUCGCCCUGCGGGACACGCGGCUCAACCGGCGCUCGGCGCUGGCGCGGGUGGGGAAGGUGGGCCCCGUGCUGGGCCCCUACGUGGAGUCCCAGUGGUCCCUGGCCAGCUUCACGGUGCCGGCCGAGGCGCCCGGCGUGUGCGCCUUCGGCAGGGCCGGCCGCAGCCCCAGCUCCGUCAUCGCCGUGUGCGUGGACGGCACCUUCCACAAGUACGUGUUCAGCCCCGACGGGAACUGCAACCGCGAGGCCUUCGACGUCUUCCUGGACAUCUGCGACGACGACGACUUCUGACCCCCCCCGGGACCCCUCCCCAGAGCCGCGGGACCCCCCCCCCCAAAACCUGGCGGACCCCCCCGAG